This is a messenger RNA of Gallus gallus (chicken), 1396 nucleotides long. It is a transcript of the gene MYG1, whose product is annotated as C12orf10 homolog. The record is from RefSeq and is a predicted model, not a curated record. Gene Ontology annotation, cellular component: cytoplasm; nucleus. NCBI's taxonomy places the organism in Eukaryota, Metazoa, Chordata, Aves, Galliformes, Phasianidae. The transcript has 7 exons. The coding region runs from base 11 to 1117 and encodes 368 amino acids.
GUGCGCAGUGAUGCGCGCCGCUCUGCGCGCCGUUCCCCUCAUGGCCGCCGCCGUCGCCGGGAGCGGUGCCGGACCCAAACGGGCCCGAACGGAGCCGCCUCUGCGCAUCGGCACCCACGACGGCACCUUCCACUGCGACGAGGCGCUGGCGUGCUACCUGCUGCGCCUGCUGCCGCGCUACCGGCCUCACCCCAUUGCUCAGCAGGACGCGGAGGUGGUGCGGACCCGGGACCCCCAGCGCCUGGCCCAGUGCGAUGUGGUGGUGGAUGUGGGGGGCGAAUAUGACCCCGAGAGGCACCGCUACGACCAUCACCAGAGGUCUUUCACCCAGUCCAUGCAAAGCCUCCAGCCCAGCAAGCCCUGGACCACCAAGCUGAGCAGCGCUGGGUUGGUCUAUUGCCACUUUGGCUCUGAAAUCCUUGCUGGGCUUCUGGGGCAGCCAGAGGACAGUCCCGCUGUGACUGCACUCUACGAUAAGCUCUAUGAGAACUUCGUGGAGGAGAUCGACGCCAUCGACAACGGCAUCGCGCAGACGGACGGGGAGCCCCGCUACGCCCUCACCACCAACCUCAGCGCCCGCGUGGGGCACCUGAACCCCCGCUGGAACGACCCCGACCAGGACACUGAGGCGGGGUUUAAGCGGGCAAUGGAGCUGGUGGGCAGCGAGUUCAUGGACAGGCUCGACUACUAUCACCGUGCCUGGCUGCCUGCACGGGCGCUCGUGGAGGACGCCAUCCGGCGCCGCUUUGAGGUGGACACAAGCGGGGUGCUGCUGGAGCUCCCGCAGGGCGGCUGCCCCUGGAAGGAGCACCUCUUCAGCCUGGAGAAGGAGCUGGUGCUGCCCGACCCGCUCCAGCUGGUGCUUUUCCCCGACCGCAGCGGGCAGUGGCGGGUGCAGAGCGUCCCCGUAGGGCCACGCAGCUUCGAGAGCCGCCUUCCUCUCCCCGAGCCGUGGCGGGGUGUUCGCGACGAGGCGCUGUCUCAGCUCACCGGCAUCCCCGGUUGUGUCUUCGUGCACUCCAGCGGCUUCAUCGGAGGCAACCGUACGCGGGAGGGGGCGCUAGAGAUGGCCCGGAGGACGUUGGCGCUGCAGGGGGUGGGAGCACAAAGCGGAUGAGUCCCCCACCCCCGCAGGGGCCGUCCCCAAUGAGAUGCCUGUGCCGGGACUUCCCAUGGACUGUUGCUGGGAAUGGCUGAGACCAUUCCUACUUGGCACGGUCACAGCAGGACGCCAAAGCAGCUGUGCUGUGAGCUGGGGGUGCCGCUGGUCCCAGUUACAGCGUUGGACUGGUGUGAGAGCACAGAGCAGACAGAGAGGCUUUUAGGAUUCAGUGCUCUGAAGCCUGGCCUGAUAUGUAUUGGCUGCCAACACCAGUAAAAACCAGUGCGUUCCCAA